UAUUUAGGUAAAAUAGUUCUAUGCGUCAUGUUGUGUAUAAUCUGCCAAUUUGAAUGGAAAAACUACUUCUAUGCAUUACGUUUUAAUGCAACAUAUCAAUUUGGAAACCAGUUUUGCACUUUUGUUAAUGUGGUAUGCUCUUUUUUGUUGGUUAAUAAGACUUGCUGGCUAUUUUGUUUUCGUUGGCUAUUUUGAAUUGGAAAAAUACUUUGAUGCAUUACGUCUUAAUACAAAAUAUCAAUUUGGAAGCAAAUCUAUGAUUCUCUUGGUGAAGUUUAAAAAAAUGUGCACAUCUUAGUAUCAACAUAAAUGCGAUUUAGGGUGGUAGGAUGAGAAAGGAUUCUCUGUUGUUAUUUUGUAGGUUGAGAAUGCACGCCUAUAUUCUAAUUUGACGUAAGCUUGAUGCAUAGAUUACCAUCAAUGAACUUUUUUGAGAGUGAAUUUUUUUUAUUGCUACAUGCUUAGGCAAUUUCUUGGUUUGGUGAAAGCUUCAUCAAAUGAUAGUCUUUUUCUAUAUAGCAUCACAGCUCGGGGCAAUAUACUGUAGGAGAUGCUUAAAAAAUGAUGAGUUUCAUCGAUGUACUUGACGGGGUUGAACUGCAUCCACCAGUAUCUGAUGUUUCAUUCAAUGGUCUUGCUGCCAGGCUUGAAAAGUGCAGGAUGUUAACUGAAAUUGCUGGAAAUUACUUAGAUGAAGGGGCAAAUCUUUUCCAUGGAGUUGAGGCAUGCAAUGAAGCUUUGGAAGGGCAUGGUAGUGAAAUUGGAUCCAUGUUGAGGCAUGAAUGUCUUUGCACACGAGCUGCCUUAUUGCUUAAGAUUGUUAUUGCUGGAGAUGAUUGUGCAGUGCCUCCACCUCAAGGCAUAGCUGGAUGAAGUGGUUUGGCAGGCCCUAUUCUUGUUCACAAGGUUCUCUGUUUCUUCCUUUUCCUCCUUACAUAUAUGCAUGUAGGGGCCUUUCCUGCAUAUGCACUUACAUGCUCACGCUUUAGGUCUUUUCUACUAUUACUUAUUCCAGUGAAAAUUUAUCUUUGUAUUGGUUGAUUUAAUUUUUUAUGUCUUUAUCCUUUCGAAUAUGUCUGAACUGCUCUUACACUAAAUUUAGUUCUGAUUAUGCAAGUGGAGUUGGAAAGUCAGGUUGCUGGAUCUAGCUGCAGCUGCUGGCCUUUCCCUUUCUUAAGUCACUCUGUUUCUGAAGAAGCAAAACGUGCAUCAAAUGGUUGGGACAAUGGGUGUUGCCUUAUCUGUUUUUACACUGCCUGGGCAGGUUUCAUCAGAUCGUCUGGGUUCUGGAAAAAUGGAACUUGGUCUUGAGAUUCAUAGGUGCCACUCUAUGGUACUGAUGAUUGUAGCAGGCAAAGCAGUCCCUAACUUGCAAUUGGAGCAUGGAUUGGCUGUCAAUAGAGUGUACACAGGAUUUGGUAUUUCUUGUUGUCUUUUCACUUUGUUGAAAAGAUGUUUCAUAUGAAUUGUUGGACUUUAAGAAUUAAUAUAAUUAUUAAUUUUCAUUUAAUAUAAAAUUUUUUUUCCCA
Messenger RNA from Mangifera indica (mango), 1529 nucleotides. RefSeq names its product protein ALTERED SEED GERMINATION 2-like. The record is from RefSeq and is a predicted model, not a curated record. Lineage: Eukaryota; Viridiplantae; Streptophyta; Magnoliopsida; Sapindales; Anacardiaceae. The coding region runs from base 562 to 873 and encodes 103 amino acids. The transcript has 4 exons.